AUGAGAGAGAAUACUGUAACAUAUCCAGACAUAUGGGAUGUAUUGACAAGUGGCACUACAUUAUCGUGUCCUAUUCGUGUAGCAGAGAGUAUACAUCAAUUUCAAUUGUGGCUUCUUCGCCUUCUUAGUGCACCGGCACCAAUUCCUGGCUGUACAUGUGUGUAUCUUUCAUUCCAACCGCCAACCGUCAGUUCACCUUUAUGCUUUGCUGUCCCGGAUCAAUCACGUCUUCCAUUGGUUGAUUUUCCUGUGACUCUACCUUUUGAAAUUAUGGGCAUCAGAAAAGCUCUACGCUUAAUUAUGUGUCUUCUAUUGGAACAAAAAGUAGUUCUACAAUCAUCGGAUUAUAAUAAAUUAUCUUUAACAAUUUUAUCAUUGGUUGCAUUACUCUAUCCUUUACAAUAUAUGUUCCCAGUUAUCCCAUUACUGCCUGCAUGUAUGCCUGAUGCAGAACAGCUUCUAUUAGCACCUACUCCAUAUUUAAUCGGUGUCCCGACAGCAUUUUAUACUGCACGAAAAAUUUUCCGUAUGCCAAAAGAUGUUUGGUUAGCUGAUUUGGAUACUCGUGAAUUAUCUUACCCCAUGGUGGUUGAUGAAAUACCUGAGUUGCCUGAAAUUGAAAGUAACAUUCUCAUUAGUCAUUUGAACAAGUUACUUCAUGAAUUUUCAAAUUCACCACAUAUGGAUUUAGAUUUGUCCGAUUCUUCGAAACAUUGGUCUCCUUCUAUAGCACGUGCAACUGCAUUAGAACUAUCGAAAUUUGAUCCUUUAUUGUAUACUCUUACUAAAGACUCUGUGGAUGUUGCUAUACGUGUAUGUAUGAUUCUUUUCUUCAAUACAAAAAACAUUCUCGGAGGAUUUACUAAUCAUAUACGUACUUUACGAUUGUUUCCUCGACCGGUAGUUGCAUUUCAAUAUGAAAGUUUUAUGAAGUCUCGUCCAAAACCUUGUUUAUUUACUAGUAUGCUUGCAAAAACUCAGGCUGUAGAAUAUUUUGCUGAAUCAUCUAUAUCUGCAUACAAUGAAAGUUAUCAACGUAUUUAUUCUGGUGUUUAUGCACCAAAUUUAAUUGGUGACAAAUUAGCUUGGUAUAAGAAUCAAUUAAAAGUCAUUACAUUCAAUUGUUGGGAUAAAUUAAUCGAUUUUGCUCAUGUGAUUGUUGAACCAAAUCACUCAUCCAAUCAUCAAUUAUCAACAUGUUGUAAUACCGAUCAGUCAAGAUUAUUAUUAUUAUAUCAAGCUGUUGAAUUAAUACAUUCUACUAAGAACAGACGAGCACAUACUACUACUACUGAUGAUGUUGAUGGUGAUGAUGAUGACAUGUGUAUGGAGGAGAUUGAUAAAGAUAGCGGGAAUGAUUUUUCAGAGUAUGAUGAUCAAAUGAUGAAUGAUUUUAACGUCAUGUUUAAAACGUAUUCCGAUGAUUCUGAUUCCAUUUAUUCACCUGACACCGUUAUAUCUGAUUGUCAAUUGUCAAAUCAAAUGAAAGAUUGUAUUUUAGCUCAAGCAAAUCAACCAUUACCCGAUUGUUUCAUUGAAUUUUAUACUCCACCGAAAAAAUUUGUUCAUACUAAUGAAUCGAAUGUAUGUCGUAGUGUAUCAUCGGAAAUUGCGGAUAGUAAAUUGUCAAAUAUUGAAAGUCAACUGUCAGACGCCAAUGGAAAAAUCAAGAAGAAUAUAAAUGAGCAGUUGAUGAAUGCGAACAGCAACACAGGAUUGCAAUCAUUUACAGUGUCAACUAAUUCAACUAGUGGUACUUUAACUAGAUCAUCGUCUGUUUCAUCGAAACAUUCCAUAAAUGAUACUUUACAUUUGGUAUCUCGUUUAUCGUCUUCCAUAUUUACGAAUAACAGUAAUAAUAAUAUUAAUAAUAGUAAUAAUAAUAAUAAUAAUGUUUCAAAAAGGAAUUCUGAUGAUGAUAAUUUAGGUUGGGAUUCAUCUGUCACUUUAUUAUUUGGUGAUUUAUUAAAAUCAAAUCGUCUUCGAAGUCUGACUUUCAAAGAUGUUCCAUUAUCUGCUAUGCAAAUUCAUAAAAAACGAUUGGAGAAUGAACGCACAAUUAUUGAUUUGUCCAAAUCGAUUAAACAAGGUCGAAUACCAAAUAUAUUUUCACGUAAUCAUAUCAAUACAUUAUUGCAAGAUGAGAAUUAUCGGAAUUUAUUAAUGGCUCGUAUAAAUGAGAAUCUUGCAAAAAAUGUUUUACCAAAUCAACCGCAUAUCGACAAUGUGCCUAUUCAACAAUGGGAUCAGUAUAAAGCAAUUCUAUGGACUUUAAAACAAAUGAUCAAUGGUUUAGAGUAUAGUUUUCGACCAGAUAUUCUAUUUCCAACUACCAAUCAAUAUGAUCGACUGAAUCGACGAGAUCAAUCACCUUUGUCGUCAACUGCACCAAAUUCAUUGACCAAUAAUACUACUAGUAAUACAACUAGUACUAGUUGGUUAACUUAUUCAACGGGUAUGUUAAAAACUGGUGGUUUAGCUUCUGCAUUUAUGCUUAUGGAAAUUGCCCAUACACAUUAUUAUCGAUUACCGAAUCGUACAAAUAAUCAUGCUAUGAAUAAUAAUCAGAAUGAAUCAUUCUUAUGGAAUAGUAUGCCAACUACACCGACUACUGAAGUAAGAUCACCGUUAAUGUCGACAAGAAUUAAUGCCAACAAUGGUUAUGCAUCAUCAGUUCGAUAUACGAAUGAUCGAUUAGAUUUGUCCGACUGUGAAUCAUACAAUGGCAGUCGCACAAAACUAGAUUUAUUACCCGGUCAUGGGAGUAGUCAUCAAUUCACCAAUGUUAUUGUUACAAUGAGUGAACCGUCAUCAGAUAAAGAAGAACAAGACAAUGGGCGAAUUCAAUCGAGCCAUUUGUUUAAAUCAGAUAGUGUUGAUUUAAUGAAACAAAAUGUUCAAUUGUUCAAUCAUACAAAUAUUAAUAAUAAUAAUAAUAGUAAUAAUAAAAAUACACUCAACACUAUCAAUACUACUUAUAAAAAAUUCGAAAAAUUAUCAACUUCAGAUACGAAACUACAUGAAUCCUCCAUCAACAAGAUGAAACAACUAGCUCGUGAUAAUCACGAUGAUGAUGAUGAUGAUGAGCGACGUCUACCAACCGAUUGUAUCCCGGAAUUACCGAUACGUAAAAGUCAACGAAGUUUUGGUUAUAGAUAUUAUCAUUCAUAUUUAAUUCUAACGGAUCCAUCAAUCAUUUCCAAUGCCACGGAUCAUUCAAUUCAUGAGGAGGAUACAACCAAUUGUCUAAUCUAUAAUUCCACUGCAUUGCAUAAUUCAACAACAACAACAGUGACAACUACACCGCCAGCAAUCUAUUGUCCAAAUAUCAAAUUUCAUUUUAAUCAAUCGCAAUCAGAUCAUGAAAAUGAUGAAAAUGUUGAUUAUUAUCAUGAUCACGAUCAACACCAACAACCGCAGCAGCCGGAGCAACAAGUUCCACCAGUAGAACAACCAUCACAAAAUAUGUGUCAACUGACUCUAUUGACACCAACUCCAUCUCCACCGAUUGCGACAUCAACAUCAUCAUCAUCACCAUUAUCAUCAUCCUCGUCUUCAUCGUUGUCAGCCAAUCGAUCAACUAUGAAUAAAAUAGUGCCAUGGACUUAUUUAUUUGAAGAUAUUUUUAAUGUUGACUUGCAAAAAUUCAAAAUAUUGAAUAAUUUACAAUUUUGGGAAGAUUGUUUUUUAGAUACAGUUGCACAAGAACGUGAUAUACUUGGUAUGGAUUUUCGACCAAAAGAUUUAUUAUACAAAUAUCACAAUGCUUCCUCCUUAUUGAAACGUAAACAAAUGGAAUUAGAAGAAGAUUGUUUAUUAGUGAAUAUUAUGCAUAAUAUGAUUGCAUUUAUGUUAAUGUCUAAUGUGAAUCGUACAUUGAUACGUAAAAAAUUACAACGUCUACUUGCAAAAAGUCAUACAGGUUUACAUUAUUCUAAAAAAAUUAAUGAUUUAUUAAAUUCAUUGGAUUAUUUAAAUGGAAAUGAUAUUGAAUUGAAUGUGGCACAAAGUCGUUUCAUUGUACAACGUUCACAUGAAGCAUAUCGCGGUUCAGAUGACAGUGGUGAACUUAUCUUUCUUGAAGUUUGCUCUGAUUAUUUGUUAAUUCGUAAUUUAUCUGGACGUAUAUUAGAACGUUUAUGGUAUGAUGAAGUGAUCAAUUUGACUUACAGAUCAAAUGCACAUGUAUUGUGUAUAACAAGACAAAUUGUUGAUCAUUCACAAAUGGAUUUAUUUUAUACUCGAAAAGUAAGCACAUUAUUGUAUUGGUCUGUGAUGAUGAUGUUUUGAACAGCAUAUCAUUGUAUGGGUAUGUAGUAAAUAGG
Schistosoma turkestanicum is the source of this 4325-nucleotide messenger RNA. The record is from the annotation of a GenBank genome assembly. Lineage: Eukaryota; Metazoa; Platyhelminthes; Trematoda; Strigeidida; Schistosomatidae.